AUGUUUCUGGGGGUUUUGACUGGGCCCAUCUAUGACGCUGGUUUCGUGAUGCCUUUAUUAUAUACCGGCUCAUUUCUUGUUGUGUUUGGUCACAUGAUGCUCAGUCUUUGUCAAAGUUUUUGGCAAGUUCUUCUAGCGCAGUCAUUCUGCGUUGGUAUCGGAGCUGGCCUUCUCUUCGUUCCGAGCAUUGCGAUCCUCUCCACUUACUUCACAACGAAGCUCCCUUUCGUGGUAGGAAUAGCCGCAUCGGGAUCGAGUAUUGGUGGUGUCGUUUACCCGAUCAUGAUACAUAUUCUGCAAAAUGAAGUUGGAUUUGCGUGGUCCGUCCGCAUUGCUGGCUUUGUCGCUCUCUUUGGGCUAGCUAUCUCGUGCCUAGUGCUGAGAGUACGCGCACUUCCUGCUGCCCGCCGCAAGCUUGUCGACUGGCAAGCGUUCCGUGAAACACCUUAUGCACUGUUCAAUAUCGGCAUGUUCUUGUGCUUCAUGGGACUCUACACCCCCUACUAUUAUAUCCAGUCUGUCGCUAAUAGCGAGCAUAUAACCUCCGCGAAUUUGGCAUUCUAUCUCCUGCCGAUUGUGAACGCAACUUCGACUUUGGGACGUUUGGGCAUUGGUUACCUUUCCCAGAUGGCCGGGCCACUCAACAUUCUCGUUCCAUGCGCUUUGGCGUCUGGAAUUCUUGUCCUCUGCUUAAUCGUUGGUGUAUCGCAGGCUUCCAUGUUGGCAAUCUCUGCCUUGUACGGCUUUUUCUCUGGAUCGCUUGUUUCACUCAUGGGUCCCAUCCUUGUGAUCCUUUCCCCCCAUCGUGGUGUGAUUGGUACUAGGAUCGGAAUGUGUUUCACUCUUUUGGGUAUUGCCUUGUUGAUUGGAACCCCAAUCGCCGGCUCUAUUCUUGACUCCCAUGGUGCAAAUAUGGUUUGGGUUUACAGCGGUGUCUUGACACUGGCUGGUGGCUUCGCGAUAGCGAUUAGUCGUAUGAGUCAAUCGUCUUGGAAGCUCUUUGCGAAAAUUUGA
Messenger RNA from Aspergillus luchuensis, 1014 nucleotides. RefSeq lists its product as uncharacterized. The transcript has a single exon. Gene Ontology annotation, cellular component: fungal-type vacuole membrane. The record is from RefSeq and is a predicted model, not a curated record. Lineage: Eukaryota; Fungi; Ascomycota; Eurotiomycetes; Eurotiales; Aspergillaceae. Gene Ontology annotation, biological process: transmembrane transport. The coding region runs from base 1 to 1014 and encodes 337 amino acids. Gene Ontology annotation, molecular function: transmembrane transporter activity.